AGCGUGGGCCGGAAGUGGAGGAGCCGAGAGCGGCGCCGCAGGAGCUCCGGGCUACACAGUGGCGACGGCGGCGGCCCCUCGGCUGGAGGAGGACGAUGAGGAGCGACGGAAGCGGCGCGGGGGGACGCUUCUGCGCGGCGCCGGGUUCCGAGUCCGCGGCCGACUGCGCAGCCUGCGAGCAGGUCUAAGACGCUUACGGAGAGCCACAAUGGAAAAGUCCUGGAUGCUGUGGAACUUUGUUGAAAGAUGGCUAAUAGCUUUGGCUUCAUGGUCUUGGGCUCUCUGCCGUAUUUCUCUUUUACCUUUAAUAGUGACUUUCCAUCUGUAUGGAGGCAUUAUCUUACUUUUGUUAAUAUUUAUAUCAAUAGCAGGUAUUCUCUAUAAAUUCCAGGAUGUAUUGCUUUAUUUCCCAGAGCAGCCAUCUUCUUCACGCCUUUAUGUUCCCAUGCCGACUGGUAUUCCACAUGAAAACAUUUUCAUCAGGACCAAAGAUGGAGUGCGUCUAAAUCUUAUUUUGAUAAGAUACACUGGAGACAGUUCGCCCUAUUCCCCAACUAUAAUUUAUUUUCACGGGAAUGCAGGCAACAUAGGUCACAGGUUACCGAAUGCAUUGCUUAUGUUGGUUAACCUCAAAGUUAAUCUUUUGCUUGUUGAUUAUCGAGGAUAUGGAAAAAGUGAAGGAGAAGCAAGUGAAGAAGGGCUCUACCUAGAUUCCGAGGCUGUGCUAGACUACGUGAUGACCAGGCCUGACCUUGACAAAACAAAAAUUUUUCUUUUUGGCCGUUCCUUGGGAGGGGCAGUAGCUAUUCAUUUGGCCUCUGAAAAUUCACAUAGGAUUUCAGCCAUCAUGGUGGAGAACACAUUUUUAAGCAUACCGCAUAUGGCCAGCACUUUAUUUUCAUUCUUUCCAAUGCGUUACCUUCCUUUAUGGUGCUACAAAAAUAAAUUUUUGUCCUACAGAAAAAUCUCUCAGUGCAGAAUGCCUUCUCUUUUCAUCUCUGGACUCUCUGACCAAUUAAUCCCACCAGUAAUGAUGAAGCAACUUUAUGAACUUUCCCCAUCUCGGACUAAGAGAUUAGCCAUUUUUCCUGAUGGAACUCAUAAUGAUACAUGGCAAUGCCAGGGUUACUUCACUGCCCUUGAACAGUUCAUCAAAGAAGUAAUAAAGAGUCAUUCUCCUGAAGAAAUGGCAAAAACUUCAUCUAAUGUAACAAUUAUAUAAUGUUUUUCUUUUUGAUUAAUGCACUGUAUUUUAAUUUGUGCAGAAUGAUAAAGAAUGUUCCUUUCUAGAAGUGUGUUAUAUCUGUACUUGUCUGAAGAGUGACAUUAAACUUUGAAAGGUAAAAUGAUCCAAAUAGUUUUUUACAUUUGAAGGACUAUAAUUAUUGGGAUUUCAUACAUUUUCAUCGAACCUUUCAAUAUGGUUAUGUAUCCAUAUCUUUAGUUUAAUAUGCUAUCAUAAUAGCAUAUUCAAAAGUUUCUUGUUGCUGAAGUUGUGUAAUCUACGUGACACUUAGAUUAAUGACUAAGUGUGGAAGGAGAUAUGUAAACAAGAAACCUUUGGGUAUUAUUCCUUUAGUAAAUAUUGGGACAAUCAUGGUAAGCAAACUUAGUUCUGUAAUUGCAUUUUUCACCUUAAAAAUGAAAUGCAUGAUGGUAUUUUAUUCCUUGACUUAUGCAAUGCAAUGUUUUUAAUGUAAAUACUGGUCAUAAAGCAAUGUAUAUGGUAACCUGGGUUAUAUCUAUUUUUAUGUAAACUCUAUUUUGUCUUUAGCAAGAAAUGAAAUUGAGGCCUAUGUGCAGGUUGCCAUUGAAUUUUGCUCUGGUAAAUGCUGAGAUCCAGCUUUUUCUUACAAAUAAAUGGGACCCCAUUUUCCAAUA
Lipotes vexillifer (Yangtze River dolphin) is the source of this 1881-nucleotide messenger RNA. It is a transcript of the gene ABHD13, whose product is annotated as abhydrolase domain containing 13. Lineage: Eukaryota; Metazoa; Chordata; Mammalia; Artiodactyla; Lipotidae. Bases 209 to 1222 code for a protein of 337 amino acids. Gene Ontology annotation, molecular function: palmitoyl-(protein) hydrolase activity. The transcript has 2 exons. The record is from RefSeq and is a predicted model, not a curated record. Gene Ontology annotation, cellular component: membrane.